This is a messenger RNA of Schistosoma spindalis, 708 nucleotides long. The record is from the annotation of a GenBank genome assembly. Lineage: Eukaryota; Metazoa; Platyhelminthes; Trematoda; Strigeidida; Schistosomatidae.
AUGAAAUUAGUUUUAUACAAAAUUAUUGAUGCUAAUAAACUAUACUUAACUGGAGGUUAUUUAUCAUUACAAAAUACACCAGGUUUAACAAUUGUACCAGUGAUUUCAACUGAAAUGAAUCUAGUUGUCUAUAAAGAUGGUAAACCUGAUACUUUUCUUAUUUUUCAAGACAUGCUUAUCGCAUUCCUAUCUCAGUAUGACUAUUAUUCUUACACGGGAAACAAUUUGCGUGAUUGUUUAAUGCAGAAUGAUUCUCAAGCUUUAACUUAUGGAACAUUAGUUGAAACAAGCUGCCUUUUCAACUUGGAUUGGUCUUAUGCAUGUAAUAUCAACAAUUAUUUUGGGUAUGAUAGUGGAUCACUUUGUGUAAUAAUUAAACUUAAUCGUCUCUAUGGAUGGUUGCCUGAUGUACGAUCGAUUGAGAAUGGGACUAAGAUAUGUUGUAAAGGAGCUAAUCCAAAUGACGAUAUUCUUUUAGGUACAAUUUGUCUGUAUGAUGCUUAUGUACACACAGAAGAAGGAUGUGGACGACAAUGCGCUUUUAUUCCUCAUCAAUAUUUUCCAUAUUUAAACCAAGAAUCAUAUCAGUCUCCUUUGAUCUUUCUUCAAUUUCAAAAUGUCAAGAAAAAUGUUUUGAUACAGAUCCAUUGUGAGACAGUAAAUUUGUCUAAUAAGAUGAGUGUAAAUUUCGCACUUCUGGUGGACUAG